Molecule: messenger RNA, 1890 nt
Organism: Salvia splendens (bonfire salvia)
Lineage: Eukaryota; Viridiplantae; Streptophyta; Magnoliopsida; Lamiales; Lamiaceae
Exons: 9
Coding region: 672-1682 (336 amino acids)
Cellular component (GO): membrane
Source: RefSeq, a predicted model, not a curated record
CUGAAUAAGUUUGCUUAUGAAAUUAUAAUCCGUACAAAAUGCAUGAAGUAGAUCAAUUAUAAAUUUUCUUGUGAAAUUGAUUAAUCGACGUGACAAAAUUUUCGAUACGACGCGAUUCUUUCUAUUUUCUCUGCCAUGGAGUCCUGCUUCUUGCUCAGAUAAUGGAAAGUAAGCGCCGAAGUAUUUGAUAUCAAGAAGACAAAGUUAGUGCUCAACACUCAAUCGAUCUCUAGUUCUAUCCCAUUCUAAUAAAAAAAGGAAAGGAAAAAUAAAACCCUCAUCCUCACCGUACAAAUUUGACUGCCAAUUCAGUUAGUAUUUCUCUUUUCUGAAACGUACAAUACUUGUGAGGAAUUUCUUUAAUUCCUUUCAAUUGCGGAGAAAACAGGACACGCUAGUUUCAUUUUUCCCAAUCACAGCUGGUGAAUCGCUCGCAUGUGUUUGUCGUGGAGUUGUUACUUUGAUUUUCAUUUUCCAGUUUAAUCUCUUGGUACUUUCUUAGGUGUUGGUAAAUUAGAGCUGCUGGUUUAUGCAAUCACCUAAUUCAUGAUUUAUUUUUUUUAAUUGCUUCGAUUACAAUUCGGCGAGUAGGUAUAUAUACCUGCAUAUGUGCAUAGCUCCGCUAUUUAGAAUAUAGAAUAGAUUGAUGAUUGGAAGUGUUUGAAUUAAGAAUGAGAUUGUUAACAAGACUGCUUGAUCAUGCUUCCCCAGUUAUUGUGGAUGAUACAACGGGUCCAAGUUAUUGGUUGAACUGGAGAUUCUUGCUAUGUGCAGUAUGGAUUGUGUUAGCCAUGUUGUUUUCUGCAUUCCUAAUAUGGAGACACGAAGGGCAUAGGGAAUCCGGGGACGGCUCGGGUGGGGAUCAGCAGGAGGCAGCAGGGGGCUUGUAUUGGGAUGAAGUUUGGGGGACUUGCUGGAAAUCAAUCCAUCCUAUUUGGUUGCUUGCUUAUAGACUACUUGCUUUCUCUGUGCUGUUUGCUGUGCUUCUAGCUGAUCUAAUCAUCAGUGGUGUUGGGAAAUAUUAUUUUUAUACUGAGUGGACGUUUACUUUGGUAACUAUUUAUUUUGGGCUUGGUUCUUCACUAUCAGUUCAGGGCUCUCUGCGUUGCCGCCAUGAAGUUGAACCAGAUAGGAAUAGCUAUAUAUCGGCCAAUGCAGAGCAUUGCUCUUACGUACCACCGCAACUUGGGGAGCAUGAAGAUAUAUCCACCCAAACUAGAAACUCAAAUUGUUCUGGUGAACCUAAUUGCAGAACUGCUGCAUCCAUAUGGGGCUAUAUCAUGCAAGCAGUAUUUCAGAUGUCUGCUGGGGCUGUGAUGCUCACUGAUUCCGUCUUUUGGUUGGUACUCUAUCCAGCUCUCAUUGCCAGAGGUUACAAAUUAAGUUUUCUAAUUGUCUCUAAGCAUUCUGUCAACGCGAUCCUUCUCCUUGGUGACGCAAUUUUGAACCGCCUGAGAUUUCCCUUCUUCCGUAUGGCAUAUUUUGUUCUGUGGACGUGUAUCUUCGUCAUUUUCCAGUGGAUCAUACAUACUUGUGUUUCAAUGUGGUGGCCCUAUCCUUUCAUGGACUUGUCGUCUCCAUAUGCCCCUCUGUGGUAUUUAGGCAUUGGCCUUCUGGCCCUUCUCUGUUACGGAAUAUGUUUUUUCAUAUUCAGAGCAAAACAGAGUUAUUUAUCGAGAUAAAACACUCAGAUGCCAUUGGAAUGCUCGAGAGCUUGAGCAAUAUGGCUGCAUAUAGGUCAUCCGCAUUUCUCCACAUUUCGCAUAACAUUGUUUAGUGAUAUGAGAUAUGUGUAACUUUUACUAUCUUAUAUAAGCUCUGAUUUUCAUCUAGCGUCACGUUACAAUUUUGUAAAUAGAGCCUGAUUAUACCAAUAGACUCUCCAUUUUA